AUGACACCUCCGCAGGCCGUUUUCCACGCGCUCCUGCGGCCUGCCAUAAUCCAAAUUCUGCGUGCAACUGGCUUCCACUCCGCAAGACCUGCCGUCAUCGACAGCCUCACCGACCUCGCAGCCCGGUACCUGAACCUGCUAUGCGAGGAAACGGCCCGCCACGCCAGUGACAACACCGGCGAGUUCGAUUACAACGGUGCCGCGGCGCCGACCGUCGUGGACAUACGGCUGGCGCUGCAGAACGCCGGCGCUUUCCUCCCCGAGCGCGAUUUCGAGGAGCAAGACUACACAGGGAAGGAGGACACGAGAGGCGUGGACGACUUCGUGGCGUGGGCGACAGGACCCAAGAAUGAAAACAUCAGGCGGAUUGCGUUGGACGGGGGUGAGGAGGGCGUCACGGACUACCUCAGCGCCUUGAAGAAGAGACACAGCAAGACUGCCGAUGACUCAAGAUACACUGGCACGUUACUGGGGAAGCCACACGGCCAAGGUCUUGUGGUUGUUGAGGGCCACAGCGAAAUCGACAGCAUCCGUAGCUGGGUUGAAAGGCAACGUGGGCCAUCCAAGACCUCGCCCGACACGGACACCGAGUCUAGACCUGCGUCUAGUGGGCUCAGUUCUAUUGGUACGAUGGAUGGGGAGAUGGACCUGUCAUAG
This is a messenger RNA of Diaporthe citri, 657 nucleotides long. RefSeq lists its product as uncharacterized. The transcript has a single exon. NCBI's taxonomy places the organism in Eukaryota, Fungi, Ascomycota, Sordariomycetes, Diaporthales, Diaporthaceae. The record is from RefSeq and is a predicted model, not a curated record. Gene Ontology annotation, molecular function: protein heterodimerization activity. Bases 1 to 657 code for a protein of 218 amino acids.